GUGGAUUUGAUCCGCUGUUGCUACACGUGGAUAUGAAAUGAGUGGAGCGGAGCUUUGAUAGCAACGGAUUUCAUCUACUCUGGGACAUUACUUCUCACUUUGUACACUGGAAUAAAAGACACAGCAAACAGUUCUUUAAGGCCUUCAGGAUAUUUUGAUGAACCUGAUCUCAUUUAAUCCCCUCAAGAGAUAUUUAAUUGAGUUCUUGUGUUCUGUACCUACAGCCUUCUUACCAUGGAUUGCCAAGAAAAUGAGUACCAGGACCAAUGGGGACGGUGCGUCACAUGCCAACAGUGUGGUCCUGGACAAGAGCUCUCCAAGAGCUGAUCCCUUCUCCAAGAUCCUAUAUAGCAAUGUUGAUGACUCCCAUCUGUCUGCAGGAUUGUGGUUAUGGAGAGGGUGGAGACGCAUACUGUACAGCUUGCCCUCCUCGAAGGUACAAAAGCAGUUGGGGCUAUCACAGAUGUCAGACUUGCAUUACCUGCGCCAUCAUCAAUCGUGUCCAGAAGGCCAACUGUACAGCUACCUCUAAUGCAGUCUGUGGGGACUGUCUGCCCAGGUUCUACCGAAAGACACGCAUUGGAGGGCUACAGGACCAAGAGUGCAUCCCAUGCACAAAGCAGACCCCCACCUCUGAGGUUCAGUGUGCCUUCCAGUUGAGCUUAGUGAAGGCAGAUGCACCCACAGUGCCCCCUCAGGAGGCCACACUUGUUGCACUGGUGAGCAGUCUGCUAGUGGUGUUUACCCUGGCCUUCCUGGGGCUCUUCUUCCUCUACUGCAAGCAGUUCUUCAACAGACAUUGCCAGCGUGUUGCAGGAGGCUCGUUGAAGUUUGAGGCUGACGAGGCAGUGGAGGAGGAAUCUCUUUUCCCCGUGCCACCUGGCCAGGAGACCAGUCCUGAGUCCCCAGUGAUUGAGAGCAUCUUUGAGACCCAGCCACUUAACCCCAUCCUGGAUGACGACUGCAGCUCGACUCGUGGCUUCCCCACACAGGAGUCAUUUACCGUGGCCUCCUGUGCCUCAGAGAGCCACUCCCACUGGGUCCACACCCCCAUCGAAUGCACAGAGCUGGACCUACAAAAGUUUUCCAGCUCUGCCUCCUGUACUGGAACCGAAAACUUGGGUGGGAAUACAACUGACAGCGCUGGAGACAGGCGGGAGCUCAAUGUGCCCUAUGAAGUUCCUAGCCCUUAACUCUACUGAGGUCUCUCAUGCUCCUGAAAGCCUUGUCCAGUCAUUCUUUGAUUCUCCUGCCUUGUUCCUAUACCACAACAGCUGCAGGGGCCUGGGAUGUGGUAUCUACAAAUGGGGUAUUUCCUAUCCCAUACUACCAGCGGAUUGAUCCUGUACCAUCUUCCCAGAAC
Molecule: messenger RNA, 1363 nt
Organism: Urocitellus parryii (Arctic ground squirrel)
Lineage: Eukaryota; Metazoa; Chordata; Mammalia; Rodentia; Sciuridae
Source: RefSeq, a predicted model, not a curated record